Molecule: messenger RNA, 405 nt
Organism: Strongylus vulgaris
Lineage: Eukaryota; Metazoa; Nematoda; Chromadorea; Rhabditida; Strongylidae
Source: the annotation of a GenBank genome assembly
AUAGCGAAAACCGAUGGAUGGAUGUUCAAUGUUGAAGAUUAUACGACAUGGGCAAACACUUUUGAAAAAUUUUGGUGGUUUUUCGCCAUUGACAAGGAAACCGACGAACCUGUUGGCAGCGUUACUCUUUCUUUUGAACGUGUUAUUAAUAUGGCUCAACGAUAUGCGGAAAAAUACGGCUUUAAUAAGAUGCCUAAUUAUACGCACGAUAACGCCAUCAUACCCACAGAACGCAUUAUUAUGCCAAAGCCAGAUCCACAGUACAUUAUCAAGGAUUUGAGAGAUGUUGAUGACGCCAAAGUGAUCGCCUAUGAUGCUGCGAUCAGCCAACGUAAACGAGGGAAAUUUCUCACUACAUUCAUGACUGCUGGAGAAUGCUAUCCAAAAUAUUUCUUUUAUAUCUAA